Messenger RNA from Penicillium waksmanii, 366 nucleotides. RefSeq names its product putative C2H2 finger domain protein. Lineage: Eukaryota; Fungi; Ascomycota; Eurotiomycetes; Eurotiales; Aspergillaceae. The record is from RefSeq and is a predicted model, not a curated record. Bases 1 to 366 code for a protein of 121 amino acids. The transcript has 3 exons. Gene Ontology annotation, molecular function: zinc ion binding; nucleic acid binding.
AUGGGUGCUCUCCGCAAAAUCAAGACUAAGCGUCGCACCAGAGACUAUGACCAGGUUAUCGCCGACGUCGACUCGUCGCGCCAUCUCGCGCAGUACAAGGCGAGCAAGGAUCCAGAGGAUCUGCCUGGACUCGGUCAACACUUCUGUGUCGAGUGCUCCAAAUGGUUCGAGAGCGACUAUAACUUGAAGGCGCACACCAAGGGCAAAAACCACAAGCGCAGAGUCCGCCUCCUUCAAGAAGAACCUCACAGCCAGGAACUCGCUGAAGCCGCCGUUGGUCUGGGUGUCGUCGAAAAUUGGAGGGGCCACAUCAAGCGGGCAGACAAUGCGGCCGACAAGGCCGACAAGAUGGAGAUGGCUGCUUGA